This is a messenger RNA of Cheilinus undulatus (humphead wrasse), 549 nucleotides long. It is a transcript of the gene c4h17orf67, whose product is annotated as chromosome 4 C17orf67 homolog. Lineage: Eukaryota; Metazoa; Chordata; Actinopteri; Labriformes; Labridae. The record is from RefSeq and is a predicted model, not a curated record. The transcript is spliced from 4 exons. Bases 16 to 288 code for a protein of 90 amino acids.
AUAAAGGUGAAGAAGAUGAAGAAGCUGGUGGUGUUUUUGCUGUGUCUGGUCCUGCUGACCAUCUACACAGAUGCCAACCCAAUUAUCACAGAAAGCUUCGCUAAGCAACUGCUCCGCAGUAAGAGGCAGGAUCGACCAAUGAAGGCCGGCCACCCUGAUGAGCCAAUGAGGGAGCAUCUGCUACACAUGCAGGCUUUGGAUCAGAGAGCCCAGGAGACCAACAUGGAGAACUGGCUGAACCCCCACUGCUACCCACACUGUGACAGGAACUAUGGAUACCCGGUCUGAGAAGGACACCUCAAGCCUUCUCCUUUGUGGCCAACCAGAGGCGACGGCAUGGACUCAAGAUGGCAAAAGUGGAAAUAAAAACAUGAAAUAUACCUUCUUGUGAAAUGGCUAUGCUGAUUCUGCUGACUUGCUGGUUAUAGGCCUACAUUUAAUCUUACUGCAUUGCAGGUGUGUAGUUUAGUGUCAUCAGUACUUUUGUGUUACGGUUCAAAUGAAAUGUAUCAGCAUUUUCAAAUAAAUAAUAAUGCAUGAGUGUCUGUG